AUGGCAACUAACAGCACAGAACAGAUUGUUUCACAGCCGAAUGACCUUGAGCACCAGGACACACAACAGUCCAACACUCCACAAUUGGCUCAAACAUUAGUUGAUUUAAAUCAAACUAUGAGCCACAUGGCAAUGCUGCUAGGCGACUUAUGGCAAAAGUCUCAGGACACAAAUGUGCCACUUCAACAACCAGACGUUGAAGAAUCCCAGCACAGACGACGAGGCAAAAAGCGGUGCUCUAAAACGUCGUCCUCGUCUUCAGAAGCUAGCUCGGGUUCUGGAAAUGAGAGUCGGGGUCGUAAAUGCCGAAAGCGAAGGUCACAUAGCAAAACUCGGCUUGAAAAUAGGGGCGAAAUGACCAAUUAUGAGCAGGUAAAGUGAGCGUGCAUGUGCAAGACGAUGAUGAUAAUGUAUCAGCUUUACUUCAAGAUGGCGCCACAAAUGACAAAACAAAUUAAACGGAUGAAACCCUUACGAAUUUAGGGGAAAUGCUUGAAGAUGUUGAAGCUGCCGGCGAUGAUAUUACUGGCUACUAUAGCGGAAAACCGAUGGAAUAAAAAACUAGCACCUGAAAAGCUGACAUUAAUUCAAGAAAAAUACAAGCGACCCGCCAAUUGCACAACAGUAUGCUCACUAACAGUUAACCCAGAAAUCUGGGCAAAAUUGCCACACUAUCAACAACGGGCGGAUUUAAAUGUCUCGAAAAUACAAGUAUCGGUUCGGAAAGCUGCCCUUAUAUCUCUGCAAACAGCUCAUUCUUUGACUAAUACAAAGUCUAACGAGCUAGAUGUAAAACAGCUCUUAACACAGCGAGUUGAUUCAUUAGUUUUAUUCGGCCACAUAAGUUAUGAGUUGGCCUGCCUUCGCAGAUACAAAAUAAAAUCCGUUUUGAAACCAGAAUAUGCUUCAAUAUGUGUUGUUGAUGGCACGCAAAGUAAAUAUCUGUUUCGCGAUGAUUUACCCAAACGACUAAAAGACGCCAAAGAGGCGAGCAAUGUGGGGCUAGCUGUGAAUAUGAGCAAUUCAAGAAACAACUAUUGGGCGCCAAAGAGCUAUGACCAGCGAAAUUGGCGCCAAACACGUGGGGGGCAUAAUUACCAUGCUGGCACUUCACAGUCGGAUUUUUUCCACCAAGGAAAAUCGAACUACAAGGGGAAAAAGGUGCAAAAUACCAACCACCUUGCAAGAAAUAAUCGCUCACUUAAAGACAAUAAAUUCAUCUGUUUCUCCAGUAAGUAA
Messenger RNA from Paramuricea clavata, 1239 nucleotides. The record is from the annotation of a GenBank genome assembly. Lineage: Eukaryota; Metazoa; Cnidaria; Anthozoa; Malacalcyonacea; Plexauridae.